AAACGAAAACGAGUAUAGUACAGUAUACACUAGAGAAAACAAUUGAAUUUCCUAAUAAAAAGAAAAAAGAAAAAAGAAAUUCAACAAGGAAACGACGCAGUUUUGAGUAAAACGACCCAGAGCAAACGCCAAAAACGACUGAAGAAGUAAGCAGGUAUAAUCCGCGAAAUAAAAUUGGGGAUUUAGGGUUUUCAUUUGCCGAGUUUUCAAAUAAAUCAAUCCGCGAAAAUGGAAUCCGAAGGUCAAAAGGGUACGCUUAAUCCGUCAGCAAUGUUGGCUUCUUUGCUUAGUAGAAGAGCCAAACUUCACGAGGAGCUUCGUAAUAUUGAAAAACAGGUUUAUGAUAUGGAGACAAGUUAUUUACAGGAUCCGGGACAGUGUGGCAAUGUAUUAAAGGGAUUUGAAGGGUUCCUAUCUUCAACAAAGAACACUGCAUUCUUGAAGCGGUCCAGAAAGUUUCAGCCCGAAGAUAGACUCUUUUCAUUAUCCUCAGUGACCUCACCAGCGGCAGAAGAGCUUGCAGCCGGACGAGAUGAUGGGAGAUCGGAUUUUGGUCCUGGUCGUUCAAAAGGUGGAACAAUUUAUGCAAAUGGACAGGGUAAACCAAAGAAAGGAAGAGGUGCGCCAAGAGAUGCCAAGAGAGCAAGGGCUUCAAGUGAACAAGAUUUUGAUUAUGAAGAUGAUCCUGAUCUAUCAUGACAUCGUGAUUGACAUGCUGAUGCAACUUUCUGUUAAACCUUGUGGAAUGUAAGAACCUGGAAAAACCUGCAUUGAAUAGGCCACUGGUUCUCAGCAUUUUCUCAUUCUAUUCUAUGUAUAUAUAUUGGUCUAGUUCUAGUAGUUGUGUUGUACUUCUUAAGUGAACUUUUUGCUUAAUUCAAAUUUUUGUUGGCAGACAAAA
Trifolium pratense (red clover) is the source of this 901-nucleotide messenger RNA. RefSeq names its product chromatin modification-related protein MEAF6-like. The transcript is spliced from 7 exons. Bases 229 to 699 code for a protein of 156 amino acids. Lineage: Eukaryota; Viridiplantae; Streptophyta; Magnoliopsida; Fabales; Fabaceae. The record is from RefSeq and is a predicted model, not a curated record. Gene Ontology annotation, cellular component: histone acetyltransferase complex.